AUUAAUAUCCAGUCAUCUUCCCUUUCAUAGUGUCCAUGAGUAAUAAAUAGCCGAUGAAGUCAUUUCUGGAGUUCUUGCAAAUUCUUGCGCUUUCCGUCACCUGCUAUCACUAAACAAAUCGUUAAAUGGUUGUUGUUUUAUCCAAGUGACUCUAAUACUUAGUUAAGGGGAUCGAGUUUAAAAUUCCUGUAAGAACUGAUAUGAAUCCGUUUGUUGUGAUAGCUGACGAAAUGCGACCGACCUACAGACCUAUGUGGCGUGAAGUUGCGAGGACUUUUGAGGUUUGGAGAUAAUGAAAUCAAAAGGAAGUGCUUGGGAUGUUGUCUUUUCCGACCUCUCGCUGAACACGGCAUUAUCCGCGUUAACGCACGGAAACCCACGAAAGCGUGCGCUUUGAAUCAAAGAAUGAUUUCGUGGGAAGCGCGUCUCACGCGAAAGUAUUUUGCAUUUCCCGGGAAAAAAAUGGACACAGCAACCGCAAAAUAAGAUGCAUUUGCACAAUGCCUAUAUAGCAACGUCGCGAAUUUUUUCAUUUGAUUUCAUUUCCGGCAGCUCGGACCGUCCGUCAAUCAAGCGGCAUGUUCAAAAGAAGAAGGGUGGUCUUGGCUCUUCUGCGAAACAAACUACGCGGGUCCGACUGACAAUAGAUCACGCGAGAGCCAAUCACAGAGGCGCUUCUAAGUUGUAUUAGUCAAUUAGCGCAGAGCUACACGAUAGUAGAUUUGCCAAUGAUUUGUGUAGUAGACAAGAAGAGUGUAAACUUGGAACAGCGCUUCAAAUGCGUAUCAUUGCGAGUGGGGGGGUGGAAGAGGAACACAAACCUCCCACGCUCCUCGCUUGAUCGGCGAACUCGGAAAAAAAUUCCAAAGCGAUUACAAAAUCAUAAGGCGCGGUCCUGAAAAUUCGAAGCGCACGGUCAAGGAUUUCAUUUACGCGUCGCGCGCACGGCACUGAAAAUAAUUUUCUGGUGCGCGCACAGUCCGCACAAUGAGUGAUCCUAGCACGGUGGCGCCACAAGAAGAGAGCGUUGCAAACGCUGCAACGGAAACAACACAGGAAACCGUGAACGAACUCGCUCGAGAUGAAAAGCUCUUGUCAACGGAAGUGCCCAGGAAAGGCAAGAGAGGACGGCCGAGAAAAAACUUUCCCGAGAAGCCUCAAGAUGACGGAGCACCCGUUAUAAAACGACCACGAGGAAGGCCAAAAGGAUCCAAGAAUAAAAACCCUAAGCCCAAGCCAGUUGCCACGGGACCAAAGAGACCAAGAGGAAGACCGCGAAAAUGGCCUCCUCCAGAUACAUCACUACCUAAACGGAGCAGGGGAAGACCUAGGAAAAAUGCAAACCCAACUUUAGAGCUUCCCACUAUGGUUGGCAUGGCAGCAGAUCCAACUUUGCAAAACGAUAGACCACCAGUAGUAACUGCACCAAUCGCAACUGAUGUUGUUCCACCAGACGAUUUAUUUAAUAAUGAUGAUGCAGACUGAGCUCAUCGUUGAGACACUGAAAUACCCUUGUACAACAUACUUCUACUCUACAAAGGUUGGCAGUAUGAAGCAGAGUGUAAUGGACAGAAUUGAGAGGUUACUAUGCAAAGUAUUAUAUUGAGAGAUGGAAAAUGAAUUGAAAGAUAUCGAACAAGUUUGGUAGAGAAUGGUAUAUUGGUCGUGUUUGCUUAUAAAAUGUGACACAUAAUUAUAUAAUAUUAUAUAUACAUUAGGAAUAGAUCUUUGCGAAUUGUGCACCACUGUUUAUAAUGUAACACAAUUAUUAAUAUAUGUAUAGAGUAAAUUUAGAAUAUAACAGAUUGCAGCAAAGCUCACUGGAGAACAUUUCACAUGCGCACUUAGUAAUUGCUAUGCUAAUGGCUUAGAUAACAUUAUUCUUGACAUCUUUAUGGUGUCUGCUACAUCUUAUAGAUUCUCUGUGAAUCCGUCAUUGUCCUAAUAAUAUUGGCUGUCAAGUUGACAUUUGAGCAAAGUUGGUACAAUUUCAAUACCAUUUAAAAGUAUAAAGCUGUUAGAAGUAAAAUUAUUUGUCGCAUAUUACCAUUGUAUUGUGUGUAUAUAAACAUUUUGAAUUUAGUAUUAUCACUAUGCAUACAUUUGUAGAGGUGUAAUUUGCCUUUUAACUCAUACAUGGAAUUUCUAAUAAUUCUCAAUGUUGAAAUUAGUAUUAAAACAUAGGUCAGUGUAUUUAUCAUAUUGUGAUAAUAAUAUUAUUGAUCAUGAUGAACUUGUAGAACCAGAAUAACUUGUUUAUCAGGUUCCUUAUUGUCUUCAGCACCAGCAGUGAUCAGCACCUAAUUUUUCCUCAAAGUAUCAGGUUAUCAGAAUUUAGGAUCUGAUUUAAUUAGGAAAAAAAUUCUGUUGUCCUAAUUACUAUAAAAAUUAGUUGAUACUUGUUCUCCUGCUAGGACAAGAUGAGAUAGAAAUAUUUUUAGUCAAUAAUAGAAGGGUUAGGUCACUCUAUUUUUGGUGAUUUGUUACAUAUAAAUCCAGGGG
Messenger RNA from Orbicella faveolata, 2502 nucleotides. RefSeq lists its product as uncharacterized. Gene Ontology annotation, biological process: regulation of DNA-templated transcription. Gene Ontology annotation, molecular function: DNA binding; transcription coregulator activity. NCBI's taxonomy places the organism in Eukaryota, Metazoa, Cnidaria, Anthozoa, Scleractinia, Merulinidae. Gene Ontology annotation, cellular component: nucleus; chromatin. The record is from RefSeq and is a predicted model, not a curated record.